AGCAGGAAGUAGGACAACUUGUGUUAUAUCGAAGAUAGCUGCGCAGUUCUGAAGAAUAAAGGAUUCUUCUUACCAUAACGCAGACAAACUUAACAAGGAGCCUCCAUCAAGAUGGGAAGCAAACAAAGCAGUGGACAAAACAACCUUAAUGAUAUCACGAUGAGACGCAACCAAAGCAGUGGACAAAACAACCUUAAUGAUAUCACGAUGAGACGCAAACAAAGCAGUGGACAAAGCGACUUCAAUGAUAUAAAGCCGAAAUUUGUCAGACGGAAAGAUGACAUAACUUUAGAUGAUGACCCCAACGUUCUGAGAGUAGAAAUGUCUUGUGGCCAUGCUGUGUCCCCAAAAUCAGUAUCUACCUGGUGUCGCUGUUUGCUGGAACGGGGUCAGUAUAAAUUUUAUUGCCCAGCUAAGUCAGAUGGCAUAGAAUGUGAAAAGGAGUGGUCAUACUCAGAGGUCAGGAAAGCAGCAGGGCUUAGUGAUUCAGAGCGGGGUUAUUUUGAAGAGAAAAUGGCUCGUCUGGCAGCAGAAGCUGAGUACUGCGAGUUCAAAUCAUGUCCAAGCUGUGAGUCCUACAUUGAGCGAAAAGACCUGACCAACCUCUGUGUGAAAUGCAAUAUCUGCACAGCUGUAAAAAAGAAGACCUACCAUUUCUGCUGGGAGUGUCUGAGGGAAUGGAAAGGGCCAGCUGCUCAUUCUGUCCGCUGUAGUUAUGAAGACUGUAUCAACCCAGUUGACAAGCUAGCAGAGUGUAGUACUAUCAAGCUGUCUAGUGUGGACAAUGUAGAGUGUCCUUCAAUUCGUGCCUGCCCAACCUGUGGACUUCUUAUAGAACACAAUGGGACCAAAUGUAAAAACAUUAUGUGUAAGCGCUGUAAGGUGGAGUUUUGCUUCCUUUGUCUAGAGCUGACAAGGAUUUGUUCUGUUCCAAACAAUGGCUAUUUUAAGGUCUGCUCAGUUGCACAACGGCAGACUGAAAUUCCAGUUUGGAAGAGAUAAUGUGUGAGAGAUAUGAUCGAGCGACUUGGAAGACGUGACUCGUCUAGCUCUUUAAAUUACUACAAGAACAUUUUUCUUGUUGUUUAUACUUAUUUUUUGACAUGAUGCUGUUGUCAAAUAGGCUAUUUAAACAGCAUUUUUUAUUAAAAUGGUAUAUGAAAAUAUGAUUAAUACAGCACGAAAUAACAAUGAUUUUGAGUUUAUUAGACUAAACAUGAAAAAGACUGUAUUUUCAUAAAGUGCCAUAUAAUGUUUUGUUAAUCAAACAAUACAAAAUAAAUUGCAAAGAUAAAGCUA
Messenger RNA from Megalobrama amblycephala (Wuchang bream), 1299 nucleotides. RefSeq names its product ankyrin repeat and IBR domain-containing protein 1-like. The transcript has 5 exons. The record is from RefSeq and is a predicted model, not a curated record. The coding region runs from base 112 to 1002 and encodes 296 amino acids. Lineage: Eukaryota; Metazoa; Chordata; Actinopteri; Cypriniformes; Xenocyprididae.